AUGCAGGCCACGUGGCCCUUGAUUUUACUAGUACUGCUCUUUGGCGCUGCAGUGGCGCUGUGCAGCUUCCUCGUUUACGUGGCAGAGCUGUACAGGCUUUGUCCUGGUUGGGCACCUGUGCGCAGCUUCGACAAGGAGGACGGAGCUGCGAAAAAGAUGACGUAUGGUUCUGCAGCCCCGCCUGAUCCAAAGAGCCAGGAGAAAUUGCAGGUACCCUGGGACACCCUUGAGAAGACCUGGCAUCCAGUCCAUGGCGAGGAAAGGUGGAGUUCCGACCUGCAUUCUGCGACACACAGUAUCUUCGCAGCCACAGCACAUGGUGGGCUCGAGACGCUGCCGGGCUCGUUUGAGUGCCAGACGCGGUGCGAUGCGCUCGUCACAAAAGAUGGCACUGCUGCAGGGACAGUGCAGGAUCAGAUUGUGGAUUGUUCUGUCAUGUUCCAGCACCAAUGUGCAUGCGCGGCCACCAGAAGUCAAGGCUUGGCCAAGGGGCCGGCAAAGGACAGAGUGAAGUUCUGUGGUCCGCUGGCAGAACUCGCCACUGCACUUUUCGGGCCGACGCGACGAGACAACAUGAGUGAACUGCGAGAGAAGGAGAAGGUCAAGAAGCCCCGAAGGCGCGGUGGGGCAACUGCCAAUGUGGAGAAAGGCAUCUUUAAGCCAUAUCACUCCGUCAGCGUGCCCAAACAUGCAGAUCUUCUGCACCAUUUUCAAGCCGAGAGGCCCAAAACGACAGUCAUGCUGCGGAACAUUCCGAACCGGUACUCUCAGGCAAGCCUUCUGCAAGAAAUCGACCUGGCCGGAUAUCGUGGUACCUACGACUUCUUCUACUUGCCCAUGGACACUCAGAACAGGACAAACGUCGGAUAUGCCUUCAUCAACUUUCUCACAUCACCCGACCUGGAGCGAUUUAUGGUGGAAUUCGCCGGCUACCUGUUCCAGAACCACUCAAGUCAAAAGGUGGCCAGAGUCUCUUUGGCUCACAUUCAAGGCUUUAUCGAGAACAUCCGACAUUUCUCAAACCGUGCUGUGUCUCAAUCGCGAAACAGCCAGUACAGGCCCAUCGUGAUUCACCAGGGCGUUCGAAUGGACAUUUCGGAGGCCUACGAUUUGUUGUGUUCCGUUCAAGCCGGACAGUCAUCCCAGGACGAUUCUGCGAAGGUACCUCUACCCCCAGGAAGUCUGGCAGUUGCUGAACCACCGGGCCUUACGGAGAAUCUGCCAUCGAUCUUGCCACACCUGGCAUCUGGGCCCAGCACCAGUGAGGACUACGCGGAGCGCUACUCUGAGGCAAAGAAAGGAUUCGAGGAGGCUGUGUCUAUGCUCCUCAGGUCUUCCUGUCCUGGACGCGAGGCAGAGGCACUCGAACUACCAGAGCUGGAAGACGACGAACGCACGGAAGGAUCCCACAGUCCGCCAGGCUCACCUCGGCGCAUUUUUCAGGGUGUGCCUGGCGCAAAGAACAUCCCAGUGCCGUUCUUCCUCGGGGAGAGCCCUCAAGGCGGAGCCGAAGCCAGCGAUUUGGCAACACCUCGCACAAACAGGACUGCAGACAUUCAGACCCAGGGCUUCCUGCUUGGCAGGACCACCGGUCCCAUUUUGCAGGGCCAUUGUGCCAUGUCUUGUCGUGUACAUGGUCGCCCCGCUGGACUGGUCGAGCUGUUGGCCUUCGACCUCCAGAAUGGUCAUCAGGUCACAGCAGGUCGCAGCAAGGAGCGGGCUGAAGACCAGCCGGAGGCGGUGCCAGGCAUGGAAGGCUAUGAAGGCUUUCCUUCUGGAGCCCACAGCGAGGCCGCAGCCGAGGAGGAAAAGCUUCUGGACUGCGAGCUUUCUGGCGAGGUGUCUACACAGGAGCUAAGCGAAGACUCAAUAGCUGGCUUGAGUGAUGCUUUGGCCGCAGUGGAGUCGCGAAUCCAUGCUUCCAGGUGGUGGCCGUCAGCAGUGCCCGGUGGCAAGCAAGGAGAUGCUCAGAUGGGACUGUCAGAUUCUGGCCAGACUUUUUCAUUGCAGGAGACGCCAUGGUCCAAGAUGAUGGGCUCGGGACAGGCCGACUCCGGGCCGACACUCUUCGAGCGCCAGCCUGCAGCGUGCUCCGCGUGCUCCAUGCCUGGCCUCCUCUUCUUGUGCUGUCUCUUCAGCGCAAGUCUUUCCGGCGUGAGGCUUCGCUUGAUUCUGCUGGCUGCAGCUUUACCACUGGUGGCAUAUUGGCUGGAGGUGAGCUCGCCAAAGGCUGAGGAGGAAGCUGCUGAAGAGGACGCCGAGCUCGACGAGUCUGAUGAGCAGUUGGAACAGGAAGACGAAAACAAGGAGGCCAGGCUACGAUUCGAGCCUUACCUGACUUCCUUCCCCUUCCUGACAAAGGACUUGGGCUUCUCCUGGGAAGGUCGAGACGAGUUGGACGACCUGCUGGACCGGGACCUGGACUCCCACCACAAAGGCGGUUUGCUGAACUAUGAACCAGUGACAUUCACUGCUCUCUCGAUUCUCCUCUGGCUCUCUGCCUCGCUGUUAAUCGCUGUUAGGCAUCAGCCUCAAAUUUCUACCAGCUGGGACUGGGCCAUCUCCACGGCCGGCGGUGAUGUGCGUGCCGCGUAUGAGGAUUUUCGGGAAGCGGCGCGGAUAGAUCCCACCGAUUUCGAAAUUUGGCAGAAGUACGAAGAGACGUACAGGCAAGUUGAGGGUGACAUUGCAGAGCAGCACCGGGAGCACAACGUCGACCGCACUGUGCGAUCCUUGCGCGCACCUCCAGAGCGUCAGGUCAAAGCACCGCGCCACUUCACCUUAAAGGUCAGCAGGAGCUUCUCAGCCUUAGAAGCUGCCGGUGAGGAUGUGGACGAGGAGAAUGCCCGUGCAGUGUUUCUUCGCGGUGGCAGCCUCUUCACGAGUCAGCAAGUCGACGUGGACGUCAAGGAUGAAAGCCUGGAGAUGAUAGCCACCAGCCCGCGACGAUACUUCUUCAUCUUGCUGGCGUGGUCGUUGACCGGGCUCCUCACCGUGUACCAUUACCGCUCGUUGGAGGGAGCGAGGAAGAUGAAUCCUGUGGAGGUGUUUGGGUGGGUUGCUCUGGUGAUUGCCAUGCUGGUUUAUGCCGUUUGGCGGCAUCAUCAAAGGCCGUUCCGUCUUCGAGCGUCUGAUGUGAUCAAGAUCCUGGCAGUGCUCGUCAUUCUGAUCUGCGCGUUGUAUCACAUUGCUCAGACUGCAGACAAGCAAGCUCCACACGAGCACAUGCCUGCUCUCAUGAAGUCAAAGGGCACAAAGAGCGGAGACGCGAAGGACAGGGACAAGGGCUUCGGCGACUUUGGUCUAGGCUUUGAGAAGGAUUUCGGUUUGGACCGAGAGCCAGACUUUGACUUUGGCCCCAGCUUCGGCAACGGACAUAAGGGCAAAGGCAAGGACAGAGAUGGAAAGGAUUCUCAUAAAGGGAAAUCCAAGGAGCCUCGAGAAGCGGACCCAAAGCAGGUUUUCGUGGCAAACAUCGGAGAAGCCCACGAGGACGAUCUCCGGAGCUUCUUCGAGGAUGCCGGGGAGGUUGAGCGGCUGAAGGUCUUGCGGAACCCGGACGGCGGGUCCAAGGGGAUCGGCUUCGUGACCUUCCGCACCGAGGAACAGGCCCAGAAGGCUCUCAGCUUUCACAACAGGCCGUUUGAGGGCGGUCAUAUCGUAGUGCGGUUGGCACACGGAGGAAAGGGCAAAGGAGAUCGUGAGAAGGGCGAGAAGGGCGACAAGGGGGAAGGACGCGAGGGACGAGGCGACUUCUUCAGGGGUGACCGUGAGAACCGGGACCGUCCCAAAGGAAAAGGGCGAGGAGGAGGCAAGGGGAAAGUUCCCAUGGCAGACGUGGAGGAUCUGAUCGAGCAGGCACUGGCUGGCCAAGAAGGCCCGCUCAAGGUCAGCGACUUUGACUUCACGGCUAAAAAGUUCGUGGCCGAGUUGCACAAUCGUGACCGAGCAGAUGGCGGGUCGCGGUUGCAGGAGGCUAUGGACAUGAUUUUGAAGUACACCUCUUCCAAGGACAGAAGUUCCGUUAGAAAGUGGCCCGCGUACGUGUUCACACUCCUCCAAAAGUUUGACCCAGCGCUCGGCGAAGAGAUGCGAGAGAGAGAUCAGGAACGACGCCAAAAGGGCUCUGGAUUUCGCCGUCCCCGUCCUGCUCAUGAGGCACUGACCUCUGACAGCCUGUAA
Messenger RNA from Symbiodinium sp. CCMP2456, 4182 nucleotides. NCBI's taxonomy places the organism in Eukaryota, Dinophyceae, Suessiales, Symbiodiniaceae. The record is from the annotation of a GenBank genome assembly.